Dibothriocephalus latus is the source of this 606-nucleotide messenger RNA. NCBI's taxonomy places the organism in Eukaryota, Metazoa, Platyhelminthes, Cestoda, Diphyllobothriidea, Diphyllobothriidae. The record is from the annotation of a GenBank genome assembly.
AUGGCUCUGAACAAAUGCACUCUGCUGCGCCUGGGAAAUCGAAAUUCGGUCCCUGAUGCACGAACUUGCCAUCUGAAUGGAAUCCCACUCCAAGAAACAGAAAUACAGAAAGAUCUCGGUAUCUGGAUGACAGACAACCUCAAACCUUCUACACAGUGUUGUAAGGCGGCUAAAACUGCAACUUCAAUGUUGUACUUCAUCAAGCAGGCAUUUACGGUUUUUGAUGAAGACUGUUCCUCGAAAAUUUUCGCCCCUGAAAUCUACGAAGUCUUGAAAAAAUACGACUCAGAAUGGCUCGUUCCCUUUGGCAACGCGUGCAAAAAUAGUAUCCUUGGCGAGGACACUGCGGACACCCACACCGAUACAGCAGACGAAGACAACGUCCUCGAACUAGAUGCGACAAAUUCAGAUGCGGCGAUGCCAGAUACGAUAAUGGUACCGGCGAAGGCCCCAAAACAAAAUCUGGAACGUGGAGACCCACCUCUCGUGCUUCCUGCUACAGUUAUCGAUAAAACAUGCGAGGUGGAACACGCCGAAACCCACAAACAAGAGAGCCAAGCUGCAGGGUGUGCCGAAGGUUUCUACUUCGAAGGUUCCUGCAUCUAA